CAAGCCAGAGAAGCGUGACUCAUUCCUUCUUUGUCUCCAGGUCAUUAUCGUCAAUUCGCUAUAUAAUUUCUAGUAUAAAUCAAUAACCUGGAGCCCUAAUUCUCUCACAAUUUCAAUCAAAACAAUCCCUAAAAUUCUCUCAAAUCUCUAUCUCUCAAGAUGCAAAUUUUUGUGAAAACUCUCACUGGCAAGACCAUCACCCUUGAGGUGGAAAGCUCGGAUACUAUUGAUAAUGUGAAAGCCAAGAUCCAGGAUAAGGAAGGGAUCCCCCCAGAUCAGCAGAGGUUGAUCUUUGCUGGCAAACAGCUUGAGGAUGGACGAACCCUUGCUGAUUAUAACAUCCAAAAGGAAUCCACUCUCCACUUGGUUCUACGUUUGAGAGGUGGUAUGCAGAUUUUUGUUAAGACCCUCACUGGCAAGACAAUCACCUUGGAAGUUGAGAGCUCAGACACAAUUGACAAUGUCAAGGCCAAGAUCCAGGACAAGGAAGGUAUCCCUCCGGACCAGCAAAGGUUGAUCUUUGCCGGAAAGCAGCUCGAGGAUGGCCGCACCCUUGCUGAUUAUAACAUCCAGAAGGAGUCCACCCUCCAUUUGGUGCUCCGUCUUCGAGGUGGUAUGCAGAUUUUCGUGAAGACUUUGACUGGGAAGACCAUUACCUUGGAGGUAGAGAGCUCUGACACCAUCGAUAAUGUCAAGGCAAAAAUCCAGGACAAAGAGGGCAUCCCCCCAGAUCAACAGAGGCUUAUCUUUGCUGGCAAGCAGCUAGAGGAUGGGCGCACUCUGGCUGACUACAACAUCCAGAAGGAGUCUACUCUUCACUUGGUGCUGCGCUUGCGUGGAGGUAUGCAGAUCUUUGUCAAGACACUCACCGGGAAGACCAUCACCUUGGAGGUGGAGAGCUCUGACACCAUUGAUAAUGUGAAGGCUAAAAUCCAAGAUAAGGAGGGCAUCCCUCCAGACCAACAGAGACUCAUCUUUGCUGGGAAGCAACUUGAGGAUGGGCGCACUCUUGCUGAUUACAACAUUCAGAAGGAGUCCACCCUCCACUUGGUUCUUCGCCUCCGUGGUGGUAUGCAGAUCUUUGUGAAGACCCUCACUGGGAAGACCAUAACCUUGGAAGUUGAGAGCUCGGACACAAUUGACAAUGUUAAGGCCAAAAUCCAGGACAAGGAGGGGAUUCCACCAGACCAGCAGAGGUUGAUCUUUGCCGGGAAGCAGCUUGAAGAUGGAAGGACCUUGGCUGAUUACAAUAUCCAGAAGGAGUCCACUCUGCACCUCGUGCUUCGCCUCCGUGGUGGUUUCUAAACAGUGAUGAUGCUAGUAUUUGUGGUUCUGUUGGUGGUAACUGGCAAUUGUUAAAGGGAAUCUAUAAUGUUCUCGGAACUAUUUUAAGUAUGCUGUUUGGUUAUGGUUUCUGUCUGGUUUAAGGAAGUCAUAAACUCGUCUUUGAUUUACUGCAAUAAAUUUCCUCUUUUUAAUACA
Molecule: messenger RNA, 1482 nt
Organism: Populus trichocarpa (black cottonwood)
Lineage: Eukaryota; Viridiplantae; Streptophyta; Magnoliopsida; Malpighiales; Salicaceae
Product: polyubiquitin
Exons: 2
Coding region: 160-1305 (381 amino acids)
Biological process (GO): modification-dependent protein catabolic process; protein ubiquitination
Cellular component (GO): cytoplasm; nucleus
Molecular function (GO): ubiquitin protein ligase binding; protein tag activity
Source: RefSeq, a predicted model, not a curated record